Messenger RNA from Xylaria bambusicola, 660 nucleotides. RefSeq lists its product as uncharacterized. The transcript has 2 exons. Bases 1 to 660 code for a protein of 219 amino acids. The record is from RefSeq and is a predicted model, not a curated record. NCBI's taxonomy places the organism in Eukaryota, Fungi, Ascomycota, Sordariomycetes, Xylariales, Xylariaceae.
AUGGAGCAUCUGGAGAUCUGUGACCCGAUCUACUUCUGGCGUCCGCAAGAAGUCGCAACAGGGUACUUAUCACAAUGGUACUCGCAGCCCUUCCGCGACCGCACAGACAACAGCAAGAUCUACGCCACAGCCGAGCACUACAUGAUGCACCACAAAGCGCUCCUAUUCGACGACGAGGAGAUCGCGUCGGCGAUCCUCGAGGCGAGCUCGCCGCGCGACGUCAAAGAACUAGGCCGCGCCGUCCGCGGCUUCGACGACGCGGUCUGGGAGCGCGAGCGUUCGCGCAUCGUGGCCGAGGGGAACUGGUGCAAGUUCACGCUGCCCGUCCUCGACGACGCACAAACUGUUCAAAAUAAGAGAGAAGAAGGAAAAGAAGAAGAAGAAGGAGGAAGAGUCUGGAAACUCGGAAACACCGACGCCGCAGAAACGAUGCAGGCACCUAGUUUCCGGGACGUGCUACUCGCGACAGGGACGAGAGAGUUAGUCGAGGCGAGUCCGUACGACAGGAUCUGGGGCGUGGGGUUCGCGGCCAAGGGCGCCGAGAGGAAUCGGUCGAAGUGGGGGUUGAAUCUCCUGGGGAAAUGUUUGAUGGAGGUGCGCGAGCAGUUUCGGAGGGAAGCUGAGGAAAAGGCGCAAGGGGAGGACGGGAAAGAACGGUGA